Molecule: messenger RNA, 1327 nt
Organism: Suillus plorans
Lineage: Eukaryota; Fungi; Basidiomycota; Agaricomycetes; Boletales; Suillaceae
Exons: 10
Coding region: 199-981 (260 amino acids)
Source: RefSeq, a predicted model, not a curated record
GGUUUUAUAGUUGCAGCCUCCGCUGCGAUUAUUUAUGAUUGGGGUGAGCAAGAUAGUAGUCAAGAAUCAUUAAUACCCUAACGAUAUUCCAAGCACUCGCUUUCGGACAAGAGGUAGGCUGACGCAACUAGCGGAAUAGCCAUCUCACCAAGCAUGAUGUAAUAGGUUGAACUGAUCUGGAAGCGACGCUGGUCUCUCAUGACCUUUUUAUAUCUCAGUGUGCGCUAUACUACACUGCCAUACGUUGUGAUCUUCAUGCUGAUAACUCUUCCGACAAUCUCGGUAGCAGAUGCAGGCAAUAAUCUGUUCCUAGCACUAAACUGGCUUAAUGUAGUCGUCACCGCCUUGUUGGGAAUCAUCAUGAUCGCUCGGUUACAUGCCAUGUAUCGGCGAUCCAGAAAUAUGCUUAUCUUUCUUGUUGCAACCUUCCUGGGUAUCACGAUCCCAUGCGUGGGGAUUACUGCAGCGGGGAUGAGGCAUACCAUAGGGGAGGAGUUCAUUCUUUCCGGUGCCUACCAAUGCAAUUAUAACUAUGAGGGAGACGCCCGACUUCUCAAUUCCAUGACUUGGAUACUCUGCACUCUAUGGGAGGUCCUCUUACUAUGUCUUGCGAUCUGGAUUGCUGUAAAAUACUUUCGUGAACUGCCACGGCGACCGCUCAGGGCAAGGACCAUCGAUGAAUGUUUGAUGGUGGUAAUAAAAACCCACGUGGUUUACUUUGGAAGCUUCACUGUUGCUUCUUGCUUCGCCCUCGGUUUUUUGUCCCCAACGCUCGUGGACUCAAAUUACAUGGGGACUAUGACUUAUCAUAGUAUUCUUGAUGUUGUAUCAGUCACGCAGCUGUUCAUGCUAGGACCACGCCUCAUCCUUAGCGUUCGAGAAUAUGACGCUAUGCUUGUAGCCGAUCCUGAUGCAGGAACCUACAUGCCUUCGCUUGUUUUUUAUCAGCAUGCAUAUGCUAGUAGUACUGUCACGGUGUAACACGAAGACCUCGAGUCCGAGUCGACUAGUCAUCAACACACUAAGCAGUGUCGGGCACUCUUCAGGGAGCAAGAAAAGGUUGUUUCGUCGGUUGUGGUAAUAAUUUUGGUGUCUCGUAGUAGAUAUAGAAUAAGUCAAUAUCAUGUUGUACUAACAGGACUGGCUGGCCACCCGCACUUGCCACUAUACUAUCCCCUAUGGUUUCGUAAGUUACACUUUUUGGGAUUCGUCGACGGCUGUGACUCGUGUCGAAGUUGGUAUCGAAUCUCUACACUCUACAGUACUGACUGUGCCACAAGUCACUUCGCUUGGCAGUGGGUUUCCUGAUCUUGAAGCUGAAGGAAGU